Molecule: messenger RNA, 484 nt
Organism: Ananas comosus (pineapple)
Lineage: Eukaryota; Viridiplantae; Streptophyta; Magnoliopsida; Poales; Bromeliaceae
Product: metallothionein-like protein type 3
Exons: 3
Coding region: 105-305 (66 amino acids)
Biological process (GO): intracellular copper ion homeostasis
Molecular function (GO): copper ion binding; zinc ion binding
Source: RefSeq, a predicted model, not a curated record
AAAUCCAACCUCCUCAGAAGAGCAUAUUAUACUUAAAAAGUUCUGAGUAGUAAUUUAGUAAACACUUCUGCGAACCAGGCCUCGUUUCUCUCUCAUCUUUCGCCAUGUCGAGCACCUGCGGCAACUGCGACUGCGCUGACAAGAGCCAGUGCGUGAAGAAGGGAAACAGCUACGGCAUGGAAAUCGUUGAGACUGAGAAAAGCUACUUCGACAGCAUCGUCGAGGCCCCUGCUGCCGCCGAGCACGACGGCAAGUGCAAGUGCGGUGCUAGCUGUGCUUGUGUGGAUUGCACUUGCGGCAAAUGAGCAGCAUAUGUGUGUGUGUCUGAUAUGUAAUCAAAGGAAUGUUUAAAGAAGUAUAUCAGGGACUGUCAUGGUGUGUAAAAAUUGGCAGUUUGGAAUAAAAUAGCUGGAUUAUAUAUCUAGCUUGUAUCUAAACUCCACAAGUGAUCUUACUUAAUACAUUAGUACUGUUGUUAUUGUUA